UCGAAGCACAGAUGUAUGUACACGCUCUCUCGUAGCAUCACGCUCAAUAUUUUCUGUUUCUUCGUCGAGAUCUCCUUAUCCUCUAGGUUAUAAAAAUUUCCCCGAGAGUCUCCAAGUCCAUAUUCGUCAUUGGACGUACAUUGCCCCGCCUACAUCCGCAUGCAUAUUUAAGAUAAGCAAUAGCGUAUUAUGGUCAUACCAAACUGAAGAAAGAGAAAUAAUCCUACCUGUUCUUUCCUUUUAUCAAAAUGAGAGGAGAAGCAACGACGAAUGCGUUUGCAAUCUACGCGCGGUACACACAAAUAUUUAAUGCAAAACUCCUAUUGGGCUAGGGGGGGGGGGUUGUCCUAGGGGUGCGUCUGUAUGAUGACCUCUUGCGACUUCCCAGUCUUUACACGGAUAUUCGCAGUUAUAAUAUCGAAAUAUCGCUGACGAAAAAUAUACAUAUUUAGCGAAACACAUUUCUUUUUCGUUUCUUUUCUUAUAUUCCGUUUACUUUCACGACGGUAUUCUUUUGUACGUAUACAUAUCUUAAUAGAUUUGUAUAUACGAGCGACCAUAAGAACAAAUGUAAAAUCAUGACGCGUAACAGUACAAUUAAUCGCACUUUGAAAUUUAUAUUAUGUUUGUUCGGCAUCUGGCCAGAUAUGUCUUGUGCUAUAUUAUGUAGAACAUUUUGGGCCAUCACAGCAAUAAUUUUUAUAAUCUGUCAGUAUCGGUAUCUCUCAUUAUAUUUUCGUACUGACGAUAUAUUUGAAUUAGUGGACUGCAUCAGUAGCUUUGUAUGGUACUUUAAAUUAAUGGGCAAAUUAAUUUUCUUUUCGAUAAAUCAACGAACACUCAAUGAAGUUUUAACGAUGAUGACGAAAGAUUGGAAGGAUUGCGCUAAGAGUGACAUCGAGACACGGCAGGCAUUAAGCAAGGCAAAAAUAUCGGAUCGCGUUGCCAAUAUCGUCAUCGUUUUUCAGACAAUUGCCGUGCUCUCAUAUGGCACUGGCAUUGUCUUAGCUGAUGUUGAUGUCACCGAUCAAACAAUCAGAUUGCCCCACAUUCAUAAAAUGGAUUUGCCCUUCCACAUAAGUACACAACGUAUGUAUAGAUUUAUAGUAGCCUCCGAACUGAUAUAUGUUACCAUGGCUGGCUGGUGUUCGGGUUUAUUAAACGUUUUAUUAUUAACGUUGAGCUUGCACGUAGGUGGCCAAAUAGAUAUUGUAUGUUACUGGCUGACGAAAUUGGUGCCUGAAUCAAACAUGAAAGAAACCGAGUCUGUUGACGUUACAAUAUACAAAAUUAUCCAGAAACAUCAAAAAAUCAUUUACUUCUCAAAAAAGAUUGAAAAGAUAUAUACAUUUAUCGCAUUAAUAUUAUUUGUAACAAACAUGAUAAUGAUUUGUUUCUUAGGAUUUUUGUUUGUAACCGCGCUGGAUAAUCCUGAUGCAAUGGAGAAAAUAGCGAGAUCUUUUUCAUUUUUUGGUGUAACAAAUAUCGAGGCAUUCAUAUUUUGUUAUGCGGGAGAAUAUAUAAUAAAUAAGAGCGAUGCACUUGAACUUGCUGCGUACAAUUGUGCUUGGUAUGAUUUAGAACCUAAACUCAGUCGCAUGGUGUUAUUCGUGAUAUUGAGAGCGCAGAAGCAAUUGACGCUCACUGUCGGAAAAAUGACGAAUCUCUCGUUACAAUGCUUCGCAACAGUGAGAUUAUGCACAAUACAUAAGAUAAUUCACGAUCCUAAUUGUAUAAUAUUCACCACAAUUAUGCAGAGUAAUUCUAUUGGGUUAGGUUAUAAUUCUUUGUUAAACUUAAACAGAAAAAAUGAUAAAGGAAAAUCUUUUACUGUUUAGUAAAAGAAACGGUGAAAGAUUUUCUAUCGCUUUUAUUAAAAACGCUUUUAUUUUACGUUUAUUUAAAAAAAAAGUUGCAAUCCAGCCCAGUUAUUAGAAUUAUCCUGCCUAUAUCUUUCGGAUUUACGCUUACUUAUAUAGGUUUUUUUUUCAUUGUGCAUAGAUUAAUGAAUAUUACAUUCUCACGGCGAUAACUUGAGUACAUCGUAUGACGUAUCAUCAUCUGUCAAUAAUAAUAUAUUCUGAUAUAUGCCUUGUUAUAGAUCAUGAAUUCUUCGGGAUCAUACAUGACAAUGCUAUUAGCGAUGCAAUGAGCAUCUCUCGUCUCUCUCUUUCUCUCAGUUUCAACUGAUGAUCCUAAAGUAUGUAUUUAGCUAUAUAAACUCACUAGUUAGACAAACGCAUAUUGUAACAUAGCAUAUUUUUUCGAAUAUAUAUAUUCCAAAAAAUAAUGUAAAAUAAUGUAAUUAGUAAUAAGAAAAUUUACAAAAUGUUAAAUUAUUAUAUAUAUUUAUAAAAAUUAUUUGAACUCUAAGUUGCAGUGCGAGAUCCUAGCACAAAAAGAGAUUGGUGAUGUAUCUCCAAUUUUCACAAAUUCCGAUCUCUC
Messenger RNA from Pogonomyrmex barbatus (red harvester ant), 2445 nucleotides. RefSeq names its product odorant receptor 4-like. NCBI's taxonomy places the organism in Eukaryota, Metazoa, Arthropoda, Insecta, Hymenoptera, Formicidae. The record is from RefSeq and is a predicted model, not a curated record.